CCUAAGUUGUCAAAAGACCUGAGAUUUGUUAAUUCUACCUUCGAUAUUAAAAUAAAAUAAACUAUAGAAAUUGAAAUAGAAUGUUAUACGGAAUCGUAAAUAUUUGUUGGAUUCCGUUAACGGGAUUUAUUUCAUUCUUGAUUAUUUUAUCAGCAAUCAACAAAUCUGUUGGUGUUCGGAAGGCGUACGUUUCCCUUCUCUUAAGGAUAUUUGAGUAUGGCCGUGUCAGCAUAGAGUCGGCUUCAAAUGAAAAUUCGAGGAUCCCCGAAAAAAAGAAAGAUACCGAUGAAAAUCUUCGUUUGGAACCAAUAAAGGGCGAGGACUCAAACGAAGUAUCCAGUGGAGCAGGGCUUAUAACCCGAGAUGCGGUUCUACUGCCUCAAGCUCAGGAAAUUACUAAUGAUAAGCCUAAUUUGACUGAAAAGGAGGAAAUAAAUUUCGAUUUGGAAAAUUGUUUAGAUUACGUGAAGUCUGGCGUAGAAGCUAUUAUCGAAGACGAUGUUACCUCACGUUUUCAGGCUGAAGAGCUUAAAAGCUGGAACAUGCUGACGCGAACUAACCGACGUUAUGAAUUUAUAUCCUGGAAAAUAACGCUUAUAUGGAUGGUUGGAUUUGCAAUUCGAUAUUUUAUAUUAAUGCCACUUCGCGUCUUAGUGUGCUUUAUUGGUGUUUUAUUUGCAGUUGUUACAAACACAGUUGUGGCUUUAAUACCCUAUCGAUUUUUGCGGCACCCCUUAGCGGACCUAUCUUUCAAAAUUACAUUUCGCCUCAUAUCAAGUUCUUUGUCAUCACUCAUAGUAUUUCACAAUAAGCAAUAUAAACCCAAAACUUCUGGGUUUUGUGUAGCAAAUCACACCUCCCCUUUGGACGUGGCAAUACUAUCAACAGACUGUACAUUUUCCUUGGUAGUGUGGUUAACAGCAUGUACAGCUGCUGUGGGAAAUCUAAAGGAUGGCAAUGAAAAACGGGAAAUUGUGAAUAAGGUUCUUGGGCACUGUUUUGGCGUCUUGUCCAGCGCUAUUUCUGCAGUUAUAACUUACCAUAAUGAGGAUAAUCGACCGUCAUCAGGUAUUUGUGUGGCAAAUCAUACAAGCCCUAUAGAUGUACUAGUACUGAUGUGUGAUACGACCUAUUCUCUGAUUGGUCAAAGGCAUGGUGGUUUCCUAGGCGUACUACAAAGAGCACUGGCAAGGGCAUCUCCUCAUAUUUGGUUUGAAAGAGGAGAAGCCAAAGAUCGACAUACUGUUGCAGAAAGAUUAAGACAACAUGUAUCAGAUCCGAAUAAUCCACCUAUUCUUAUAUUUCCGGAAGGCACUUGCAUAAACAAUACUUCUGUUAUGCAAUUUAAAAAGGGAAGUUUUGAAGUUGGCGGAGUUAUAUAUCCCGUUGCCAUAAAAUAUGAUCCUAGAUUUGGUGAUGCGUUUUGGAACAGCUCUAAAUACUCAAUGAUGCAAUAUCUUUAUAUGAUGAUGACUUCAUGGGCUAUUGUUUGCGAUGUUUGGUAUCUCCCGCCUAUGUAUCGGCAGGAUGGAGAAUCGGCGAUAGAUUUUGCUAAUCGUGUUAAGGGUGUUAUAGCAAAACAAGGAGGAUUGGUGGAUUUAGUAUGGGAUGGACAGCUCAAACGAAUGAAGCCGAAAAAGGAAUGGAAAGAAAUUCAACAAGUUGAAUUUGCAAAUCGUUUAAAAUCGGAUUGACUUUAAGUUAAUACUUAAUAAUUUGUAAUUUUCAACAUGAUUUACAAAAUGUAUAAAUAUAUGACA
Drosophila novamexicana is the source of this 1760-nucleotide messenger RNA. It is a transcript of the gene Gpat4, whose product is annotated as glycerol-3-phosphate acyltransferase 3-like. The record is from RefSeq and is a predicted model, not a curated record. Lineage: Eukaryota; Metazoa; Arthropoda; Insecta; Diptera; Drosophilidae. Gene Ontology annotation, cellular component: endoplasmic reticulum. The transcript has 7 exons. Gene Ontology annotation, molecular function: glycerol-3-phosphate O-acyltransferase activity. The coding region runs from base 81 to 1694 and encodes 537 amino acids. Gene Ontology annotation, biological process: triglyceride biosynthetic process.